Molecule: messenger RNA, 9620 nt
Organism: Bombus pyrosoma
Lineage: Eukaryota; Metazoa; Arthropoda; Insecta; Hymenoptera; Apidae
Gene: ptc
Product: protein patched
Exons: 7
Coding region: 4795-8019 (1074 amino acids)
Biological process (GO): smoothened signaling pathway
Cellular component (GO): plasma membrane
Molecular function (GO): hedgehog receptor activity; hedgehog family protein binding; smoothened binding
Source: RefSeq, a predicted model, not a curated record
CAGUUGCGUUACUUUGUAAGCUGCCACAGUUUUAUACCAAUUUGAAAAACUUCCCGUUCGCGAUGAACGAAAAGGAUGGUAUUGGAGAGUGUAAACAGAAACAGAGCCAGCGCCAGGGAGAAUCUGCGCCUGAUCUGUCCUACGUUCAUAUGCUGUCCGCUAGCGGUCGGUAAAGUGUUAAAUCGAAACACAACGAUUUCCCUCCAUUAGCCCGUUAGUUCGUCGCCGAGACUGUCAAUUUCUCGAACGUCAUAUCGGCUUGCUAUUGACAAAAUCCGCAAUCACUCAGUUGCCAAGCCAAUAGCAUCUUAGACGUUUAGACACUCGUCGUUCUGUCACUGUCUAUUUCUUCUCUUUUUUAAUUUCUUCUUCUUAACCUUUCCAUUCUGUUUGUUUAUCCCUGUGGCGUGUGUGUCGCGUUUUACUUCUACCGAUAGUUGCAUCGUAACUUGUAACUGCUGCAUUGAACGAGUGGAGCGAGCGAGUGGCAUUCGCUAAAUCGAAUUAGACGUAAAAUCUGUCGAAUGACAGAGAAAGACGCGAUGCAUCUGAUAUAACGGAAGCAAAUACUGGACGUGAGGAAAAUGGCGAAAGGAUGGAAGAAGGAGGUAGAAAGAGGAAGAGAAGAAGAGCGACCAGGUGGUGCGAGAGCGGUGCGCGAUUCAAGUGGAAUAUAAGAAGCAGCUACUAGUCGGACACGCGGAGAAAAAGAAGAAAAGCGUGCCAGUAGUACGUUGACGUUUUGUCACACGCGUAGCGCGGCCGUUCGUGGAAUUACAUAACGCGACGUCCGUCGGCCACGUGCAACACGUCUGCCGACACCGAAUCACAGGUAGAAUCACGUUCGCCGGGCUUUAUUUGGUAUGCCACCCUGACAUCCGGUAGCGCAUCCAUCGGCCAGCCCUCUAUAUUUUAUACUCAACGUGAAACGAGGGCCGGCGAUUUACGCAGGUGAUCGCCAGAUAUAAAAAGAGCAUGCGGAUGAGAAAAAGUUGCGCUAGUGUGCUUAAAAAAAGAAAGAAAAGGGAAGGUGGAGGAAGAAAAGAAAAGAGUGAAAUGAAAUAGGUGUGUUGGAGAAAUGGAAGAAUGAAAGGCUGUUUGAUGACCUACGAAUGUUUAGGAAGGGAAUUUUUCGAAUAUUCCACGCACAAGAUUUGCAUUCGUGUGGCUCAAAGAGAAGAGAAAUAGAACAAUAAAACGCUUAUCGGUGGCCUACGAAUAUUUAAGGCGGGAAUUUGUCAGAUAUUCAAAAUAGAAACUUUGAAUUGGCUAAAAGAAUUUUUAAAUCUCCUGGCUUAUGUGAUUUUAUACUGUCGUUUUACUAUUUCCUCUCGUUCCGGCUCGAUGGCAGAGAAGAUAGAAGUAUUUGACUGGUUUAAGGUUAAGCGAACAAAAGUGUUCUUUGACGUGAACUACGAUAGAACUGCGUUUAUAGCUUACAUGAACUUGUUGCUGGAUAAAUGAAGUCCAUACAAGAUAUUUAGUCCAUCGCUAUAUAUCUUAUGAGAAUACGAAAACAUUUAAACAAUCAGUGAAUUAUCAAUUACAUUAAUAAACUUUAAUAUCCAAUAUCUUUACCAUAACGUACCAUUUUCAACGUGUUCAAAAUGGCGUUCGAUGUAUUAAUUUUCUAAACAUUUACAAAUCGUUUUCAAAUUUGAUCAUAUACCGGGUGGGGCUGAAUAACACGCACAAACGGGCACGAGGUGACUCCUUAAGGAAAAAUAAGAACCAAAUAUGGAACAAAGUUUUUUCAUCGAAGGUUUAAUUUUGGAGAAAAUCGAGUUUAAAAAUUUAUCAAGUAUGUUAAUUACCGUAUGGCUAAUUACCGACUGGAUACAAGCAAACGAUCGAUAAAAUGUUAUCCUAGAAGCGAAAGUAAGUAAAAAAUAUAAAAUAAAAUUUUCCCAUCUAAGAAAAAUUCUCAAAUUUAUUUUUUUCGCAAACAAAGCGCCUUGAGAAGAAAUUUAAUUCCGCAUUUUCGACUUAUUUUCACGCGUACAAUCACCUCCUUCCGAUUAUUUAAUACUGUCAAGACCGAAAUUAGAUUUGAUAAAUUUGAUGAAUUUCCAGCUCAAUUUUCUCCUAAACUAAGCUUUAAAUGAACAAAUUUAACUCCGCAUUUUGUUCGUAAUUUUUCACAAGGAAUCACCUCGUACUCUACGUAUCAUUCGGCCGCACCCUGUGUGAAUCAGGAAUUUUGUAUGCAACAGUCAGUGCUCAUUAUCAGUGCUAACGAAAUGUCGAAAUAUUUUAUACGACGCACGCAACAUACACGUACGAAGUCUUCCACGCUAACUCGCGAUUGCAUAUGCUAGCUUACGCAGCACCAAAAACAUUUUCGAAAAUUCCUUUCGACAAGACAAUACGUUUGCGAUCGCUAUCGUACUGUCUAUACUAUCCAUCCCACGUUAUUCCUUGCCGAGCUUAAAUCCACGGUGAAACCAAAUCCAUUUGAACAUUCGCAAGAAACCUGCAACCGAUAAAUUAGAUUUCGUACGUGCAACUCGAUCAGAAUCUGCCAUACGAUCUCAGUCUCUUGGUGGCACGCGCUUGCGCCGGAUAAAUUGUUUGGGGAUCGAUGUUCACGGGAAGAUUUUAAAAAAUCAGCCAACAAGAUAUCGUGACGGAUCAUGUAAGGUCGUGGACUAAUACUCGAGACACGCGAUAAUCACCGUGGAUCAGCUCUAAUGUUACGUGUGUUUGUGGUACGCGUGCGUCGCGAAGUACACGACAUCGUCUCACGUUUCGCCAGCUGUCAGAAGACAACUGUUUUUUCGUCAACGUCGAAUCGAAGAGCGUUUCGUAGCAGAGUUGGGCAUCGUAUGACGAAUAUGUUUUUAUAUGUCACUGUCGUAUAACGAAUCGUUUGGAAUAAAUAUUUGUCUGUGAUAAUUAUUAAAUAUUAUUAUGUAUAGUGUAUAUAUUUAUUGUAUAAUAUUUUUUUAUAUUAAUUGGUAAAUUAACAGUGGAACCAACGAUAGUUAAGGCGAAGCUAUUGCCACCUAAUGACAAAAUCCACAAUCACUUAGUUACCAACCCAAUAUUUCUACCAGAACCAGUGGAAAUGACUGGUGUGGUAGUUAUGACUAUUAUUAAAUAAUGUGUAAAUAUAAAAUUAAAAUAUUAUAUAAUUAUAUAGAAAUGUAAGACAUUGCAACUUUUAAUUUAACUUUCUUCUUCUAUCGUUUCUCGGCUGGGAAAAAAUUAUUUCGUUGUUAGCAUGAGCUACAUUUGUGCAAAGUUUCAAAUUUUCCGGAAUUUUCCAACUGACGUGUUUCUCUUUUGUACGUUGUAUUCGCGUGAAAUUUGUCGUUCUUUAAUAGUCUCGAAAGCGUUCAAUAAAAAGAACGUGGGCCAUCGAUGGCCACCGUGAUAAUAAACGCGUUAAUAAAUAUCGUAAACAAACGAAUCGUUUGCUAGUUUUAGUUUAGUUAUCAGUAUGGUUAAAUUAUAAUUCUCAUUGAUAAAUUAUAAUUCUCAUCGAUAGAAGAUUUUGUUACUAUUAUACGAUCGUAAUCGUAAUUUACGAGUAAAAGAAAAGGUAAGGCGCGAAGGCCAAUUUCUGCCCGAUUCGCUCGUUUGCUUGCUGUGCGAUAAUCGACGAAUUAAUUACUGGUAAUUAGCGCAGGCUCGUUAGUAUGCGAUUAACGUGCUCGGUAUCUCGCGUUUUUGCGCCUUCGUUUUUCGUCGUUACACUCUCCCUGCCUCUCCCAGCGCUGAUUUUCUCCAACUCCAAGUUUCUUACCUCUGAGCUACUUAAUUAAUCAUUAUCGAUGCUUAUACACGUGAUCAUCGCAGACUAAGUCAGCCAAACAUUUUAUACGAUAUGCGAUUUGUCCGAGGGGAAAGCUCAAAUUGAUCGACUGCCGAGGGAAAAUCUGUGAGAAAUUGUCGAGACGAUAAGAUUUGGCGUGUGAAUAUUUCCCAAGACGAUCUAUCUUUGAUUUAUUUUGAUAUAUUUUCUAUCUUUGAUAUUCGUUUUGUAUCAUAUCGUAACACGAGCAGAAAGAGAAGUCGGGCACCUCGAGACUCGCAAUUAGCAUACGAGCUCCAACGGAUAUUCAAAUUCCUUUUUUUCGAAAACGAGACCUCGAACGAAAAAAUGUUAUUCCUCUUUUUCCACUUAUUUUUGCAUGCAGAAUCACCACCCGAUCGCUUGUACCGUGAUUUCGGAGACAGCCUGUAUACACAUACAUAUGUCUAUAUAUAUAUAUAUAUAUAUAUUUACUUCUCGUUUCGACUACAACUCUUCGUGCCGAAGAAUAAUUAAGAAUAACACGAACAGUGGCAGCAGAAAUCGCGAAAGAAACUUAUUCGACGAUCAUUCGUCCAGAGGAAAACUAUUAGGUUGGCAACUAAGUGAUUGCGGAUUUUGUCAUUAGGUGGCAUUGACAAAAUCCGCAAUCACUUAGUUACCGACUCAAUAAAAGCCUUAGGAAAUCGCGUUAGGAAUUUCUUUGCCUGUUGAAAGAAUGAUACCGAUUGAAAGGAAGGCUUCGGAAUGGAUGGUUGAUUUGGUGGGCCAGGAAAUGAUAAAAACGCGAUCGUAAGUGGAACGAUGGCAUAGGGUACUGCAGACCUCACACCGUGAUUUUAUGGGCACCUAUAAAAGGAACAUACCAGAGAGCACUUUAAACGAUCGCCGUUUAGUUGGUUGGACGUUGUCCAAUGGUUCGCUAUAUCAUGCCAAGAUAAAUAACGUGAACAGGAUGAACCGUGUAGAGUGUGCAGGGGCCUAGCCUCUGUAACGAAUGCAUUGUGAUAGUCUGACGAUUCAUUAGUGUCCGUUUAAUGAGAAUCGAUAAAGGGAAUGAUGUCGCAGGUGGCAUUCCGGCUGAAACAUUUCGUUUGCUGAAUGACGUGCCCGAAAUACCCCGUACAAUCAAUUGCCGCGUAGUUGUGGCACACAUAUAUGAGUAUGAGCGUGUGGGGGAGCAUAUGCGUGCGCAGCGACCCAAGAAACGGAAGAAUGCAACUGUUCCGUUGGAACGCAUGAUGGAAAAGAAGAUGGUACCAGACAUAGGAGCGGAAUUAACGGGAGGCUGUUACGGUUUCGCGGCCAAAUUUAUGCACUGGCCCGAGGAAUUACUCGUCGGUGGUGCUAAGCACAAUAAGACUGGUCACUUGACCCGUGCAGCUGCGCUUCAGACCGUUGUGCAGCUGAUGGGAGAACGAGAGCUUUACGAUUUCUUUGACAACACCUACAAGGUACAUAAUAUCGACUGGUCCCAGGAGAAGGCAUCGCAAGUACUUAAAACCUGGCAACGAGCGUUCAGCAAUCAAGUGAAGAAGCACCUGGACGCGAAUGGCUCAGCGCCGUACAAUUUGUACGCGUUCAGCACAACCACCAUGAACGACAUACUUGGGAAGUACAGCGAGGUGUCCGUUAUGAAAAUCGCCAUAGGCUGCGCACUGAUGGUACUGUACGCGGGUAUAGCCCUUCUUCGAUGGAAGGAUCCAGUGCGUUCGCAAGCUGGCGUGGGCAUAGCCGGUGUAAUGCUCAUCUGCGCAACUGUGGCCGCUGGUUUGGGGUUCUGCGCCCUCCUGGGAAUCCCCUUCAACGCAGCCACCACUCAGAUCGUCCCUUUCUUAGCUCUAGGACUCGGUGUUCACGAUAUGUUCCUAUUAACUCAUACUUACGCUGAGCUCUCGGUGAACGAAGUGCCCAGUGGAGAACAGACAGGAGUGGUUUUAAAAAGGACCGGCCUAUCUGUCCUUCUAGCAGGAAUCAGCAACGUGUCAGCUUUCUUCGCUGCAGCGAUAAUCCCAAUUCCUGCACUCCGAGUGUUCUGCUUUCAAGCUGGUAUCUUGUUGCUUUUCAAUCUGGCCGCUAUGCUGCUUGUUUUCCCAGCUAUGGUGAGUUUGGACCUGAGAAGACGACGUUCAGGCCGUUCAGAUAUACUCUGUUGCUGCCUACCAUCGAACGCUGGCAGAAAUAAGUACGCCAAUAGAAUGAGCAAUGGUACCGCGAAACAAACUGUAACGAGGGCGAUACCACCAGAACGCCGUGAAACCUGCACGCAAAUCCUGACAUCGCAAAACGUGCAGAAUGAGUCCUGGGUCGGUGGAAAUAUCGAAGUGGACUCGGAUAAGCAGUGUAGCGAAGAAGACACCCUAACAGGAUGCAGCCAAGACGACUGUCUCACUUUCUCCUUGACCCAGUUAGCUGCAAAGCAUUAUGCUCCUUUUGUCACCAGACCAGCGACUAAGGUCUUCGGCAUGAUGAUUUUAAUCGCAGUUCUUGUUGGUUGUGUUUGGCAAGCUGUAAGGGUAAACGAUGGUCUAGAGCUGACCGAUCUGGUCCCACAGAAUUCCAAUGAACAUGCUUUCUUAGCUGCCCAGGCAAAGCACUUUGGAUUCUACAAUAUGUAUGCUGUUACCCAGAGGGAAUUCGAGUACCCUAACAAUCAAAGAUUGUUGUAUGAGUAUCAUGAUGCCUUCAUGAGGAUAAAGAAUGUAAUCAAGAACGAUAACGGAGGAUUGCCUGAGUUUUGGUUAAGUUUGUUCAGGGACUGGUUGAAAGGACUGCAAAACGCGUUUGAUAGGGAUUAUAACAAUGGAUGUAUUACACAGGAAAGGUGGUACAAGAAUGCUAGUGACGAGGCAAUUCUCGCUUACAAAUUGUUGGUACAAACUGGUCACGUAGACAAUCCUAUUGACAAAUCGUUAGUCACUCAAGUCAGGCUAAUCGAUUCUGAAGGGAUCAUCAAUCCAAGAGCGUUUUAUAAUUAUUUGAGUGCAUGGGUGUCAAACGAUGUUUUGGCUUAUGGUGCUUCUCAGGCCAAUUUAAGGCCAGAACCAAGACAAUGGAUUUAUACUAAUGAUCAUGAAUUAAAGAUUCCAAAGAGCAUGCCUCUGACGUACGCCCAGAUGCCAUUUUAUCUGCAUAAACUUACUGACACGCAAGAAAUUACAGAGCUAAUUGGCAAUGUUAGAAAACUGUGUAAAAAAUUUGAGGAACGAGGACUGCCAAAUUUCCCUUCUGGUAUACCAUUCCUCUUUUGGGAACAGUAUAUGGAUUUAAGAAAUUGUUUGGGUAUUGCUCUGUUAGCUGCUUUAACAGCCAGUGUUGCUGUCGUUGGAAUAUUAUUAUUGAAUUUCUGGGCAGCUUUGUUAGUCGGCACUUCUCUUGCUGCUGUGGUACUACAACUCUUUGGAAUCAUGGGUCUCUGCAAUAUAAAACUGAGCGCUGUUCCUGCUGUUCUGUUGGUCGUCAGCAUUGGAAUUGCUGUGCACUUUACAGUACAUAUUUGUCUGAGUUUUGUUACGAGCAUUGGAAGCAGGGAUCGAAGGAUUCGGUUAGCUCUGGAACACAUGUGCGCACCUGUAAUUCACGGAGCAAUAACAACUUUAUUAGCAGUCGUGAUGUUGGCCUUCUCCGAGUUCGACUUCAUCGUUCGAUAUUUCUUCUUAGUGUUGCUGUGUCUUAUUGGGAUCGGUUUGGUGAAUGGAUUAUUCUUUUUCCCCAUCCUGUUGUCUUUGAUCGGCCCAUCUCCAGAAGUAAUACCCAAUGACCAUCCGGAUCGUAUUUCUACGCCAACUCCACCUGCCUCGCCAAUCGUCAGAAGAUCGAAACCUCCUGCACCCCCCAGGAGAUCGUACAAAAUUGAUAACGCCAGGUUACACGCUGAACCAUCUCUCACUACCAUCACAGAGGAACCCAAUUCGUGGCACAGUACACAGGAGUCUUGUAUUAUUGUUCAGCCAGAGUUGAAGGUUGAAACGACAUCAACUUGUGGCAACCAGAACUGUAGCGGAUCAGAUACAAGUGGGUCUAGUCGAAUGUCACCAGUGACAUCUACGUCUCAUAUCACAACCAAGGUCACUGCGACGGCUAAUAUAAAGGUUGAAGUUCAUACACCGUUAACUAUAGGUACAGUGGAUCGUAGCGAAAAAUGCAGACACACGACUUCCAGUAGCCGAAGGAGCUCGCGCUGCAGUGCGAACGUUAAUGCUGGGGAGUCUUCCGGUUCCGGUUCUGAACCGGAUUCAGACUCUAACCCAAAUAAACACUAAUAAUAAGUACCGGGAAGACCGGCAGCUACUGCUCAAAUACCAUGCAAAGCGGGAACAUACAGAAGGCUGACUAGGAUAGAUUUAUAGUUUCUUUUCUUCUUUCUUUUCUUUAUACAUUGUAUAGCGAUGUGCGGGUACCCAAAGUUUAAAUAGCAAUGGCUUUAUUCGAGAUAAGUUCGCGUAAUGUUCUCACAUAACACGUUUCACCUCUCUCUUAAUCUUUUGUAAACUAGAUAUACGAACUAAUCUAUUCACUGCCCUUAUUUUAUAUGAAACACUGUGGACGAACAACGUGGAAAGCCAAUGAUCACAGUUUACCAGGUACUCUCACAUCGUUAAUAACGCAACGUGCUUGUCUUCUUUCAAUUAAAGAACAAAAGUAUUAUGACUCAGAAAUACUGAAUCGAUACACGCAGUGAUACAUUGUAUAUAAAUGUUUGCAAAGAUGCAUUUAUAUUUGUAUCGUACGUUCAAUGCGGGCCAUACGUACGAACAGAAUGUUCGUAAUUCACUUUCAACGCAUUGAACGUGUGAUAAAUUAUUGUAAUAUGUAUGUAUGUGUGUGCGUGCGUGCGUGUGCGUGUGUGUGUGUGUGUGUGUGUGUGUGUGUGUGUGUGUGUGUGUGUGUGUGUGUGUGUGUGUGUGUGUGUGUGUGUGUGUGUGUGUGUGUGUGUGUGUGUGUGUGUGUGUGUGUGUGUGUGUGUGUGUGUGUGUGUGUGUAAAAUGAUAUUUUUAACGAAUCUACUUAGGAGCAUGUCAAAGAAAAUACUUUACUACACGCUCUGUGGUAUACGACAGUUUCCAUGAAACUAUAAGGAUAUUAUUUUAUGAACUAGAAAAAUUUCAACGUCUGUUCUAUAAUUGUUAAUAAUACGACGAAGAUUGAAAAACUGGAAAUGUUUCGGGUGUUUAUAGAACUUUUCCUAACAACUUAUUGUAAAGUCCGUUAUACAAAACAAACCUAUUAUAUAGUAACAUAUUUUUGGAAACAUUUAUCCGUCAGAAAUAUAUAUGUAUAUAUAUAUUGAGACGUUUUCCUUUCUAGAGGAUACUAAUAGUAUUAUGCGCAUAAUAUGUAGUUUGAGAUUUUCGCGGACAAUACAUGACUUUCUUUUUGGGACUAAUAACGUACAGGUUUAUUGAACCGUUGGUACCCUUUUGGGUAUAUAGAUGACCGAAGGUUUACAGAUUACAUUUACGUAAUACUGUUUAGGGAGAACUUCUAAUUUAGAAGUAAUUACGACGAUGUAGCUCUCUUGCGCCGUUUUUUUGCAACGACUACAAUGUGGUGCCUUGAAAAUGAUAAUAAAAUUUCGAGUAACUAUUUAUUUUAUACACUAACAGUUAUAGCGCAGUGUGUAUAUGACUUCGAGCGAUAUUAAAUUUAAAAUCUAUUUAUUAUUUAUUUCUACGUGUCUACUUUGAUAUUACGAUUAUUUAAAGCGUUUCGUUUUGUACAAUGCCUAUUUCGUAUGAUAAUUUGUAAAAAUACUUCAUUAUUUAUGUCACCCUAUAUAUUUUUAUAUAAAUCGUUACUUAAUUUAAUAAAAUAAGUCGAUCUAUCCAAUUCGUACCUCUUAUGUAAAAAGGUGUAAUAUAUU